CUCUAAUGAUUAUUUUGAACUCGAAGAGUGAAAAGAAACCAAAAAAGUUUAUUUUUCUUGUUAAAUAGCUUUAAAUGGUAUAGCCAAUAAAUUCAGUAUGGUACGACCAAGUUCUGGAAACGGUCGUAAGUCAAAGAGCCCCAAAAAUUUGGCUGAAGUUCGUAAAAGGAAGGAACAAUUGUCCCGAACGGGGAGGUCGCCAAACGCUUCAACUUCAAGAAGAGACGCUCGGUCAGAAAUUAAUGAAACUACGCAGAAGCAAAAGAGAAGAUUUCGACCAGGGACUAAAGCAUUGAAAGAAAUCAAGAAGUAUCAGAAAUCAACCAAUCUUUUAUUGCGGAAGCUGCCAUUUUCUCGUGUAAUCCGUGAAGUUGUACAGGAGUUGUUUCCAAGCACCCGAUUCUUUUGGAAAGCGUCUGCCAUUGCAGCUCUCCAAGAAGCAGCUGAGGCGUAUCUUGUAAGUUUAUUUGAGGACUCUAAUAUUUGUGCUAUUCAUGCUAAAAGAGUGACAAUAAUGCCUAAAGAUUUGUGGCUAGCACGGCGUUUACGCGGUGAAUUUGUCUAAGACAAGUUUUAAAGCGGCGCAAUACUCAAGUCUGACUGAAAGUUAGUGCUAUAUGCAAUCACACACAAACUUACUUAGUUACAACAAAAGAUAUUAUACAAAGCUUUGACCUAGGGAACUCAUUGUGUUCAAACAUCUAACAAUUAGCAGUGAAGCGUUGGGUCUAAGUUUGUCAAAUUGAACUUGGAUUUCACAACUAAUAUUAAAAUUUAAAAUGGUUAUGUGGAUCAAGAUAUUGAGGCUCAUCUCAUUAUGGAUCUGAAAAACUGUUUGAGAGUACAGGCACUGUAGUUAAUGAAAAUAUAUUUGACUGCUCUACGGAACACUCAAUGUGUAUGAAUUCAAUAACCAUUUAUUAUACUCCAAAUGUUAAAACACAAUGGACUGUAUCUUCGACUUGGAUGUUAUAGAAUCCAGGAUUUAUCAAAUUUGAUCAUGAAAAUGUUAUAGCAUUAUUGUAUUGUUUAUAACUGUCAUGUUAUUUAUUUCUUUUAAUUGUUCAGGGAUGCAUGUCCCUAAAUUUCAAAGGCAUAAGCAUAUAUACCUUAUUCUAAAAUCAAAGUUUGAAACAAACAUUAUGUUUUAUGUAGAAUUGACUUUGGUUUAAGUUGAUUAUUUACUCAUUCAUGGAUAAAAUUAACCGAAAUUUUCACUUCAUUUUUAACGUGUAUAUUUCUGACAUGUAUAUGUAAUAAUGCAUUUUUUAUUGUUCAUGUUCCUUGACAUUCAUUUUAAUAAAUAUUUUAUUCAGC
Molecule: messenger RNA, 1317 nt
Organism: Lottia gigantea (owl limpet)
Lineage: Eukaryota; Metazoa; Mollusca; Gastropoda; Lottiidae
Exons: 1
Coding region: 98-565 (155 amino acids)
Cellular component (GO): nucleosome
Molecular function (GO): protein heterodimerization activity; DNA binding; structural constituent of chromatin
Source: RefSeq, a predicted model, not a curated record